Messenger RNA from Exaiptasia diaphana, 1502 nucleotides. Its product is annotated as organic cation transporter-like protein. NCBI's taxonomy places the organism in Eukaryota, Metazoa, Cnidaria, Anthozoa, Actiniaria, Aiptasiidae. Bases 39 to 1502 code for a protein of 487 amino acids. The record is from RefSeq and is a predicted model, not a curated record. Gene Ontology annotation, cellular component: membrane. Gene Ontology annotation, molecular function: transmembrane transporter activity. The transcript has 9 exons. Gene Ontology annotation, biological process: transmembrane transport.
AGAUUGGUAGCUUUGGUCGAUACCAAUUCCUUCUUUUGAUGGCCAUGGGUACCAUGACUUUAUUUGGAAAUGGUUGGCAAGGCGUGAUAUCGUCCUUUUUGGCUGCGGAGCCUCCAUGGCGCUGCGUGAAAAACAGCUCGUCUUGUAACGUCACUGGUACUUUCUCACCUGGGAAAGAUGGCUAUGAUAAACGAUGCAGCCUURCUCGUGACCAAUGGGAGUUUGAUACGAGUGAAUUUACUUCGAUUGUAUCAGAGUGGGAUCUGGUUUGUGAUCGUACAAGUUUGUCCAGUAUGUCCAAAAGUAUUGUGUUUGCUGGCUUCAUGAUUGGUGUGUUAUUUGGUGGCGUGUUGUCUGACAAGUUUGGACGUAAACCAAUCGUGUACUUCCCUUCCGUGCUCUGCAGCUUAUUCGCCUUGAUAGCCUCCUUCGCAGAGGUGUUCUGGCUGUUUAAUAUUGUACUUAGAGCACUUGUUGGUGUUUGCCUUGGCAGUUCAUCCAUUGCUAUAUUCGUUUUGAUGGUGGAAUACGUAGGCGUCAGACAUCGGGCAAUGGCUGGCACCAGUCUGUGGUAUUUCUUUACAAUAGCACUUAUGCCAUUAUUUCUGUUGGCAUACUUCAUACGAAACUGGAGAUACCUCUCAAUCGCAGCCUCAGCGCCUGCUUUAUUACAAGUGUUUCUUUGGUGGUUCAUUCCUGAGUCAUCAAGAUGGCUAAUAACGAAUGCCAAACAUGAAAUAAGCAAAGAAAUUUUUGCUAAAAUUGCACGUACAAACCGAAAAGAACUACCACCAAACCCCAUUUCACUAGUGGAGGAAAAACAGCGUGUUGGAGAUGUGCGAGAUUUGUUUCGUUCCUGGAAGAUGACUCGUCUCACCCUCAUCAGCUGGUUUAAUUGGUUAGCUGUAUCGGUGGUGUACUGGGGUGCAUUAUUCAGCUUUGACGCUUUUGGUGGAAACAUUUAUCUCGCGUUCUUUUUAACUGCCAUCGUCGAGAUCCCUUCAAUCUACCUUACCAUUAAAGCAAUGAAUAGGUUUGGAAGAAGGAAGAGCGCAUUGGGUAGUUUGAUCAUGGCAUCCAUAGCGUCCACCGUUGCGGUACUACUCAUGACAAGAGUCUCAGACGAAGGGUUUCGUAUCGGUACCGUCAUCAUGUCGAUGGUAGCCAAGUUUUUUAUUACAUUUGCUUUUGACACCAUWUACGUCUAUACGUGCGAACUCUUCCCUACAGUCGUCAGGAAUGUCGCUAUGGGAACGUCAUCUGGUUCUGCAAGACUUGGUUCAAUUGCAGCUCCAUUUGUAGUUGAACUCAUCCGUGUCCAUAUCAUAAUCCCAUGGAUAAUCUUUGCCAUUUUUGCUGCCAUCGCGUGUGUAUUGGUUUUCACUCUUCCAGAAACCAAUAACGCGCCAACAAAAGAAACGUUUGUCGAUGAAGAGAAGCAGCUGAAGCGCAAAGCUAAUGGGAUUGAUAACCCUGGUAUUGUGGAUAAUACGGAACUUUGA